Messenger RNA from Chaetomium strumarium, 252 nucleotides. RefSeq lists its product as uncharacterized. The transcript is spliced from 2 exons. The record is from RefSeq and is a predicted model, not a curated record. NCBI's taxonomy places the organism in Eukaryota, Fungi, Ascomycota, Sordariomycetes, Sordariales, Chaetomiaceae. Bases 1 to 252 code for a protein of 83 amino acids.
AUGCCUCUCGUUGUUCCUGGAGUUACCGCCGACAACAUGGGUGGUGACAAGACCCAAGAGUGGAUGAACAAGCUUGCCGGAAAGAAGCUGUCAGAGGAGCCGACAUCCGAGACGACCUUCUGCAAGACGGAGCUGCCCAAAGAGACGCGUGUCAUUGAGCCCGGGAUGAUGGUGACCAAGGACUUCAAGGAAGAUAGACUGAACGUCCAUGUCAAUGAGGAUGGGACCGUCUCGCAUGUCACUCACGGUUAA